CCUACCACUCAAAAAGAAAAGCUCUCUCUCAAGAAGAAUCUGUGUCCAUUAAGCAGCACUCACCAACAUCACCUUUACACCACCCUUUCUCACAAGCAAUUCCAUUCUUUCUUAUAAACUCACUUCUCUCUUGUUACAUACAGUUGAUUGAUUUUUCAUCUGUUCAUGUUUUGCGUUUUCAUCGUCUUUCAAGAAGAUUAGUUGAGCUUUGACGUCGUUUUCUGAAAGGAAAAUGGCAGUUACCCAUGCCGAUCUUUCCCCGGGUAAUCAGUAUUCUGAUUUAGGUAGUAAAACUGGUGUUUUUCUUAUGUUCUUGUCUAUUCUUUUUGGUCUUGGUAGUUUCAUUCUUUGCCUCAUUGCCGAAACAACAAGAUCUCAGGUUUCAUGGGUUGUUUCGAAUAUUAAAGGUGAAGAGAGAUAUGAAUGCAUAUAUAGUGGUAGUGGGAGGAUACCAUUAGUAUGUGCUUGUGGAGCAUUUCUUGGUUUGGCCGUUGCAAUGGUCAUGGAACAUGCUUACAUGUUAAUUGCUGUGAGUAAAUCAUCACCUCCAGCUAUAAUUGCUUGGAGUACUCAGGAUUCGAACUCCGUCAAGAGUCUUACAUGGCGAGCCGGAUUUUUUUUCAUCACGACUUGGAUUUGCUUUGCGGUGGCAGAGGUGCUAUUGUUGAUUGGGCUCGGAGUUGAAUCAGGUCAUCUAAGGAAAUGGUGGAGACCGAGACCGAGUUGCCUGGUCAUUCGUGAAGGUUUGUUUUUGGCCGCUGGAGUAUUUGGCUUAACCACGGUAUUCCUUGCUUCGGGCUUAUACUUAACGGCAUUGCGAGCACAAAAGCUCCGCCAAGAAGAAGAAAAUUUUCGACAUGAAAUAUUCCAAACGUCAAUUUUGUAUGCUUCUCCACCAAGAUCACCUCGAGGAAGGCUUUUUGUCGAGAACGUGGUUGGGGAUAAUCCGGUUACUAAUAUACAAGUACAUAACAGCAUACAGCCAUUACAGAGAGAGCCACAAUCUUUUGUCUUCCACAAACCUAUAUCGAGUAAUCAAUUAGGACACGAUGUGAGCCUUCCUUCAAUGGUAGAAACAAGAAGAUCCGAUUAAGACAAUAAAAGAAUUAAGAAGGACGAAUCAUCAAGAUUCGAAGCUUUAGGAGUCUGAAGCUCGUUUGAUGUAUUUUCUAUCUUUAUAUGUGAACCAAAAGAAAAAGGGUUAUGCAAACAAAGCAUAUACCACUAACGUUAAGUAUAAUUUUGUAUAUAGACAAAUACACAUGUAUAAAUUCAGUUUUCCGAACAAGGAAAAUGUUAUUAUGGUUUUCAUUUAAGCUGAGUUUGUAACUGCUGGAAAGCCAACAGCUAAACCCAAUGAUCUCUAGGUGAUGAUUCAAGUGGAGGUCAGUCAAAUAUGAGGAACUAAGGCCGUGUUUGGGAGCUUUGAUUACAUAAAGCUUAGUUAGGGAAUUUUUUUCUCUAACUUGAGCAGGAUUAUCUCAAGAUGUAUUAAUAAAGAUGAUGUUUGUCUUUCCGUUAUAUCCAUCACGGGUUUAUCA
Messenger RNA from Papaver somniferum (opium poppy), 1541 nucleotides. RefSeq lists its product as uncharacterized. Lineage: Eukaryota; Viridiplantae; Streptophyta; Magnoliopsida; Ranunculales; Papaveraceae. The record is from RefSeq and is a predicted model, not a curated record. Bases 233 to 1093 code for a protein of 286 amino acids. The transcript has 3 exons.